AUAAAGAGCGUGGGUCUUCAUAACGGCUUCUUUUGCUUUAGUAAAUGGGCGACUUCUGAAAUCAACGGGGUUGAGGGGAUGGUUUCGAACAUGGGCGACUGGAAGUCAAAAUGGUUUUAUGUUUUUAAGGUUCCUGGGAUCAGAACCGACUUUAAUCGCAGACCCAGUAUGUCGCAUAUUUGUUGACUUAGAUAAAGUCUGUUACUCUGUUUUUCGAGAUCUUUUGCUAACUCGUUCUUUUGUUGUCAUCGCAAAUAGACCAGCUCGACCAACGCUUAGCGCGAAUAAGAAGGGGGUAGCUGAAAUUCUUGGGAGUCUUCCGGUACAAGAUCGCGACUGGCGAUUGCUGUGUACGACUGCCAAAUUGCGAGAACACAAACUGAUCCCCGAGAACGCGAGUCUUCAACGGGAGCCAGUAUAUAAAGAACCAUCUGAGAGACAGCAGGAGCGGAUAGAUAAACGGCUUUCCAAGCAAACUCCUCGAGAAACUUCAGACAUGACUUUCUUGAAGUCUGCCCCUGUCCUGAAGAUCAAGCAAAAGGGUGGAACACCGGCAUCUUCACCAGUCGUCGCCCAGAAGAGGAAGAGCGAUGUGAUGACUUCGCUCGCUGCAGAUUCCUCCAAGAAGUUGGCCAAGACCACUCAGGAUAAGGGGAAGAAGGUUGUCAUUGAUUCUCCGGUUCGCCCUCGCGACUUCCUGGCCAUGCAGGAAAAAUUACUGGCCGAGAUUCCUUAUGAGGAACUUGCUUCUCGAUCUACUGAACUGGCCGUACAAUCGGUGGCUUUGUUCAUGAAAGCCGCGGCCACGCCUUCGAAGGAAACUGAUUCGCUGAAGAGGCAGAACGCCCAUUUUCAGGAAAACAUAAAGAGGCUGAAGCAGGAGGUGGCCAAGAUGGAGGAACUUCACAAGGAGCUCGAGGAAGUCAACAGGGCCAAAGAACAGUUGGAGCUCGAGCUCAAGAAGUCGCAGGACACGAUCGCUGAGAUGGCUCGCGACUUGGAGGCUGAGAAAGAGAGUGGGAAAAAACAGUAUGAUCAGGCUGUGUCUGAUUACAUUUAUACUACUCUCUCCAAGGUCCCUGACUUCGACUUCUCGCUGCUUGGAGAUGAAGCUGCUGAAAUGGCUGAAGCCUUUCGCUCGAUGUCUCCUACCCGGACUCAAGGCAACCUUCCAGAUGAAAUCGAGGGAGUGCAGGCUGAGGAGGUCGAGAAUGAAGUCGUGAGCAAGAUCGUGGAUGAGGCUGCUCCUGAUGAGACUACUCCCGCUGCUUGAUUAUUUUCUAUCUUAGUUUCACUCUUUUUUUUUUUUUAUAUAUGCGGUACACGGGUACUCGCACUUUUGUACUUAAAGAAUUUUAUCUUACUUUUUGGACAAAUUUCUAUCCUCGCGGGGAUAGUAUGCAUUUUAAUAUUUACGCAGUACAUGGGUACUUGCGAUUUUAUUUUCAA
This is a messenger RNA of Cannabis sativa, 1449 nucleotides long. RefSeq lists its product as uncharacterized. Bases 119 to 1273 code for a protein of 384 amino acids. The record is from RefSeq and is a predicted model, not a curated record. The transcript has 2 exons. Lineage: Eukaryota; Viridiplantae; Streptophyta; Magnoliopsida; Rosales; Cannabaceae.